UAGACCAAGAAACACUGCUACAGAGCAGGGAGGAAGGAGAAGGGGAGGCCACAGCCAAACUUAACCUAAUUUGACCUUGUCAGCUUUAAUCAUGGCUUCUCAUCAGCUGUGGGGAGGUGGGGUGGCGGUGUGGGGGGAGAAGGUACUAGAAGGGCAUAUGGACAUAUCCAUUCUCUGUAAUUGGAGAGAGUGAAGACGAAGAGAGAAAAAUAGCAACAGUGAUUUAAGGCAGAGACUGAAAGAGAAAUCCUGGAGAGAGCGCUGCUUCAGUGCUGCCGUGUACUGCACUCACGGCCUCUGCACCCCUGUGUGUCUGUGUGAGUAAGCGUGUGAGAGAGAGAGAGCAAAAAAGAGGGGGGAGAGGGGGGCGUGUAGAUGUGUGUGUGUGUGUGUGUGCUUGCUACACAGCCAUGGUAGUGUGAGCUGAAUGAUGCUCUCUGGCUGUCUCUCUCCGCGCUGCCUGGCUGUGCCGCUUUCUGCCGCCGCGCGCUGAUGAACCAUUUUAAGCUGCAGUGGACACACACAGCCCCGAACAACCGCUUCCCUGCAACGGCCAUCGUCCUGGUUCUACUGCCAGCUGAUGGUCUGACACAGUAGGACACUGCUGCCUCUGCACCGCUCCUACAACAGGGGAAUACAGAGACAGGACUGCUGCUUGUGAGCUCAGAAAUGAAGUUGUGCCCCUCCACUUCCCAGAUGUACCACCCCAGUGUCAGUGUGUGGACAGACUACAUCUUCUAGAGGACAACAACCGAGCCCUGAAUCUCAAGCCUGGGACCUUCAGCCAACACAGGCUACAGCACAAACUCCUGGAGAAUGAGCUUCAAGAUGUUCUCAAGGAGAAAAAGCACUUGAGUCACCACUUGUACAACAAUAGCAAGAAGGCAGUCCAAAAUGAGCAGGUGAAGUCAGAGUAUGAGCAGCUCAAAGAGACCCUCGGUGCUGUGACUCAGGAGAGAGAUUCAGCCCUGCGGGAGAAGACCCAGCUCCAAGGCAAACUGGAGAACCUAGAGCAGGUGCUAAAGCAUAUGCGUGAGGCUGCAGAGCGGAGGCAGCAGCUAGAGUUGGAGCAUGAACAAGCCUUGGCUGUACUCAAUGCAAAGCAGCAGGAGAUUGACCUUCUGCAGCAGGCUCAGGUUGAGGCUAAGAAGGAGCAUGAGGGAGCCGUCCAUCUGUUAGAGAACCACUUGGACAGCAUGCAGUUGAGGAGCAUUCCCCGCGCUUUGAACACAGUGCAGUUUUUGGCCAAAGUCCGAGAGCUGGAGGAAAAAUGUCGGACACAAAGUGAGCAGUUCAACCUCCUGUCCAAAGAGCUGGAGAAGUUCCGGCUACAGACUGGAAAGUUUGAUACCCUUGGCAGUGGCACCGAUCCCUUAACUGUGUGUGAAUCCCCUGGAUCGCCAAACAAAUCCCUCUCCCAGCUCUUCAACGGGCUGGCCGCCCCCACAGGGAAAGGCAAUGAGAGUCCGCUGAGCAGAUCUGUGAUUUCUGAGUUCAUCCGACCGCUCCAGAUCUGUGGGGACAAGCCGGAGCUCGUGUCUGUAAAGCCAACAUUCCUCACCCGCAGCAGCAGCCGGGCUGGCAGCUCUCAACGUGCCCUCCUCACUGAGAUGGACAAAGAACUAAGCUCAAUGACUAGGACCAAGAAGAGGUUCACAGGCAAGGUCCGUCUGUGCAUCGCCCGGUACAGUUAUAACCCCUGUAAUGGGCCCAAUGAGCAUCCUGAGGCAGAGCUCCCCCUGGUGGCAGGGAAGUACCUCUACGUGUACGGGACCAUGGAUGAUGACGGCUUCUAUGAAGGAGAGCUGCUGGAUGGACAGCAGGGACUUGUCCCUUCCAACUUUGUGGACUUUGUUAAGGAUGAGAAGAUGCCCUCUGCUCAGCACAGGGACGGGGCCAAAGAGUCAGGCUACCUCAGUAGUAACCACAGCAGCCUGGGCUCCACAGGACUGGGCAGCAUGGGUCUGAGCAGCAUCAGCAGCCUGCUGUCUGACAGUAAACUGGACCUGGGCCCUAGCCUAGAUAGAAACCUGGAGAGAAACCUUGAGAGAAACCUGGGGAGCAACCUCAGUUCCACUCUGGGUUCCACUCACGGUUCCACUCUGGGCAGCCACAUGGGUUCCACUCUGGGUUCCACUCACGGUUCCAGUCACGGUUCCACUGGACUGGGUUCCAGUCUGAGCAGCACUCUGACCAGUCUGGGCAGCAGUAGUCUGGGCAUGGACUUCCUGGGCUCCAUGGGUUCCUGCAGCAACGGGACAGGGACCCUGGAUGUCAGCAUUGACGAGAUUGGUGAAAAUAUUGUGCCUUACCCUCGCCGUAUCAAUCUGAUCAAACAGCUGGCCAAGAGUGUGAUCGUGUGCUGGGACCCUCCGGUGGUGCCGCCCGGCUGGGGCUCCAUCAGUGGCUACAAUGUCCUGGUGGACAAGGAGGUGAGGAUGAGCGUGCCCUUUGGGGGCAAGACAAAGUCGCUUAUCGAGAAACUUAACCUGGCCACCAAUACCUAUCGCAUCUCGGUGCAGAGCAUCACAGAGCGGGGCCCGUCUGACGAGCUGCGCUGCACUCUACUGGUGGGGAAGGAUGUGGUGGUGGCACCUUACUAUCUGAGGGUAGACAACAUCACACAGGUCUCUGCUGAGCUCUCCUGGCAGCCUAGCAACAGCAACUACAGCCACACCAUCUUCCUGAACGAUGUUGAGUAUGACAUGGUGAAGGCAGGGGCCUACAAGUACCAGUUCUUCCAACUGAAGCCCAUGACCGUUUACAAGGUGAAGGCCGUGGCGCGGACACACCAGAUACCUUGGCAGAUGCCCCUGGAGCACAGGGACAAGAGGGAGAUCUCUGUGGAGUUCUGCACCCAGCCUGCAGGUCCUCCCUUUCCUCCCCAGGAGGUGCAGGUCCAGUUGGGCCAGAACCCCGGGGUUCUGCAGGUGCGAUGGAAACCCCCCAUCCUCACCCCCACUGGAACCUCCAACGGAGCCAACGUGAUUGGCUAUGCCGUGUGCACAAAGGGACAAAAGAUAGCGGAGGUGAUGUACCCAACAGCUGACUAUGUGACAGUGGAGCUGAAUAGGAUCCAGUGUCUGGAGGCCAGGGAGGUCAUUGUCAGGACGUUAUCAGCACAAGGAGAGUCUCAGGACUCCCCCGUGGCCACCAUACCGCACAAUAUCCUGAGGCCUCCCCAUCACUCACCCCACCACCGCUCCCCUGCACACCCCCAUCCUAUGCCUCAACCCCAGCACCAUCAGCCACACACACAAACACACCCGCCAUACCCCCAGACCUACCCCCCAUCCCACCCCCAACCUCAGGUCCACCCUUUGCCUCGAUCCCAGGCCCACACCCUGCCUCAUGGUCAGCCGCUGCACCACCCACCCCCUCACCCCCAGCCCCAACACCAGCCCUACCCCAGGUCUAAGCCCAAUUUAGUAAGUGCCAGAGAGUCAGAAACCAAAGAGUAUGAGGCGGGCUCGCGGCCUGGCCCGCCCUGGGAGCGCUCCCCUUCGCCCCUCCCUCCUACCAUGCGUGGACACACUUUGGAGCCGCCCCACUUCCAGGGGCGUCGUUCACCCUCUCCUCAGAGGAUCCUGCCCCAGCCUCAGGGAGCCCCCAUCCCCAACACCAUCGCCAAGGCCAUGGCCAGGGAAGCUGCACAGAGAGUGUUCGCUGAGAACAACCGGAUGGAGAAGAGGAACAUCUUCAGUGAGCGGAGCGUGAACUCUGAUGAGGAGGAGGAUGGUUAUGUCUCUCCCCACACCAGGAGGAGAGGGGCCUCUGUGGAUGAAUUCCUCAGAGGCUCUGAACUGGGGAGACAUGUACGGCACCACUACAGCCACAGUGAGGAGUACCAGACGGAGAGCAGCCGCGGGUCAGACCUGUCUGACAUCAUGGAGGAGGACGAGGAGGACCUGUACUCUGAGAUGCAGCUGGAGGAGGGCCGUCGGCGCAGCAUCAACUCUCACAACACUCUCAAGAUUAUAGGGAACUCCCCUUCCCAUGGAUGCUCCCAUGGCGACCGGCUGGACCAUUCAGGGAGGAGGCCUGUCCAUGGCGGCAACCCCCCACAGCGACGACCCAUGAUGGUUCCUUCCAUUGAGAUCACCAUGAUGGAGAGUAACAGUGAGGGGAGUGAGGGAAACCUCUCACCUGGCAAGGAGGAUGUUUACUAUCAUGGCAGUGUAGCUCGGCGGAGGAUAUGGCAUGACGAUGAUGAGUAUGGUGGGCAAGGCCGCGGGCAAGGCCGCGGGCAUGGCCGAGGGCGGCGGUCGCCAGUGUACUACGAGGAGUCGGAGCCAGAGGACCUGGCGCGUAUAUUUGUGGCCCUGUUUGACUACGACCCCCUGUCAAUGUCCCCCAACCCUGAUGCUGCUGACGAGGAGCUGCCCUUCAAAGAGGGCCAGAUCAUCAAGGUGUUUGGGGAUAAGGACACGGAUGGGUUCUACAGGGCAGAGAUCCGUGACCGCCCGGGUCUGAUCCCCUGUAACAUGGUGUCAGAGAUCCAGACUGAGGAUGAUGGGAUGAUGGACCAGCUACUCAAACAGGGCUUCCUCCCACUCAACACUCCUGUAGAGAAAUUAGUGAACUGCAACCGCUUCAAAGAUGGCCGCUCAAUAAACCGCAGGUCCCGAAAAUCCAAGCGAGAGAGGAACAGGCGGAGUGGGCGUCAGCACCCCUCGUCCACACGUAGAAUGGUGGCCCUGUAUGACUACGACCCCAGGGAGAGCUCCCCCAACGUGGAUGUGGAGGCUGAACUGACAUUCUGUGCUGGUGACGUCAUAACAGUAUUUGGUGAAAUUGAUGAAGAUGGGUUUCAUUAUGGCGAGCUCAAUGGACACAAAGGUCUUGUUCCCUCCAACUUUCUAGAAGAAGUGCCUGAUGAUGUUGAGGUUUUUCUCACUGACACUCAGUCUCGAGAUUCUCGAUACCCGCAGGACGCUGCAGCGCGGAUAAAGACCAAAAGGAAGAAGAGUGUUCAUUUCACACCUUAAAGGCUGUUUCCAUCACGUAAGUGAGCAACUGAGGAUACCAAGGUUACGCAGCCCUCGUCUAAUGCAGAUGACAUGGGUUCCCCUUAGUUUCCGGUACGCAACACACACUCCGUUUAUAUGACUAUAAUUUUGCCAGCUUAAAUUUCAGUUAAUUCCUUUUCAAUGGAUGUAAAUAUUUAUAGAAUACUGUGGUACACACCAGGGUGAUCCCAGUGUACAUGCUUUUAUUUGACGUGAGUUUAUUGUAAAAGCAUUCAGGUUGUUGUGUUAACUUAAGGACGACCACCCUAGCCAAUGCAUUAGACAAGAAGCAUGGUAUCUUCAGUUGUUUCUCUGGGUGUUGUACAUUACAAUGUCCUUCUCUCAAGAUAAGUCUCCUGCUGUAACUCAUGGUAAGCUAAAAGGCCAUUGUUGCACGCCUAGGUUGCCUCCCUGUAGUACUAGUGGUAACAUUCAAACAGACUCUAUAGCUAACAUUCUGAUAGAACCUCCCCUCUCCUUGAAGUAGUGCACCCUGCCACGCUUAAUCUAAUCAAACUCCGCUAGAAACAAGUCAGUGGUAAUGAACUGUCUGCCAGACAGGCAACUCCUUGUUGAGGUUUCCAAUCAAUCAGAUAAACAUUUAAUUGGCAUUACUUUACCCAUAGAUACCCAAGAUAGUGGUCCGCUCCACAUGCCUUUGUUAAGUUGUUAGUGGGGUGCACUUUUUCUCUCACAUAAGGAAUUAUGCAAAAUGGCAAAAAUAGCUACUAACAUUUUUUCCUCAUAGAAAGUGUCAUCAAUUCGAAUUCAAAAAGUUAUUUUAAUUAACAUGAGAAAUUGAAAAUCACUUUUUUAUUUAGUUUGUAUAAAUAUUUAAGUUGCUUGUGAUCAGAUUUGUAAAUACAACUUUUUUUAAAGCAGGUUAAAUUGGUUCCAACAACCUUGAUGAAGUUACCUUGAUGAAAAGUGAUUAAUUGCUUCAAAAACUGGUAAAUUGAAACCCUUAUCCCCUCUCGACGUAUGAUAAAUUAUGAACGUUCAAUGUGCAGAAUAAUAUGACCCUCUUAUUUAUCUGGACGUGUCUAUAUAUAGUUAUAUACUAUACCUACUGUAGAGACUAGUGCCAGAGACUAUACUAUAUCUACUGUAGAGACUAGUGCUAGAGACUAUACUAUAUCUACUGUAGAGACUAGUGCCAGAGACUAUACUAUAUCUACUGUAGAGACUAGUGCUAGAGACUAUACUAUACCUACUGUAGAGACUAGUGCCAGAGACUAUACUAUAUCUACUGUAGAGACUAGUGCUAGAGACUAUACUAUAUCUACUGUAGAGACUAGUGCCAGAGACAAUACUAUAUCUACUGUAGAGACUAGUGCCAGAGACUAUACUAUAUCUACUGUAGAGACUAGUGCUAGAGACUAUACUAUAUCUACUGUAGAGACUAGUGCUAGAGACUAUACUAUAUAUACUGUAGAGACUAGUGCCAGACUAUACUAUACCUACUGUAGAGACUAGUGCUAGAGACUAUACUAUAUCUACUGUAGAGACUAGUGCUAGAGACUAUACUAUAUCUACUGUAGAGACUAGUGCUAGAGACUAUACUAUAUCUACUGUAGAGACUAGUGCUAGAGACUAUACUAUAUCUACUGUAGAGACUAGUGCUAGAGACUAUACUAUACCUACUGUAGAGACUAGUGCUAGAGACUAUACUAUAUCUACUGUAGAGACUAGUGCCAGAGACUAUACUAUAUCUACUGUAGAGACUAGUGCCAGAGACAAUACUAUAUCUACUGUAGAGACUAGUGCCAGAGACUAUACUAUAUCUACUGUAGAGACUAGUGCCAGAGACUAUACUAUACCUACUGUAGAGACUAGUGCUAGAGACUAUACUAUAUCUACUGUAGAGACUAGUGCCAGAGACAAUACUAUAUCUAUUGUAGAGACUAGUGCCAGAGACUAUACUAUAUCUACUGUAGAGACUAGUGCCAGAGACUAUACUAUAUCUACUGUAGAGACUAGUGCCAGAGACAAUACUAUAUCUAUUGUAGAGACUAGUGCCAGAGACUAUACUAUAUCUACUGUAGAGACUAGUGCCAGAGACUAUACUAUAUCUACUGUAGAGACUAGUGCUAGAGACUAUACUAUAUCUACUGUAGAGACUAGUGCCAGAGACAAUACUAUAUCUAUUGUAGAGACUAGUGCCAGAGACAAUACUAUAUCUACUGUAGAGACUAGUGCCAGAGACUAUACUAUAUCUACUGUAGAGACUAGUGCCAGAGACUAUACUAUACCUACUGUAGAGACUAGUGCUAGAGACUAGUGCCAGAGACAAUACUAUAUCUAUUGUAGAGACUAGUGCUAGAGACUAGUCUCAUGUUAAUGGGAUCUUAAGGAUACAUCUUUCCUAAGUGCAAUUGAAAAGAAGCCUUUUAGCUCAUGAUUACAAUUAAGGAAUAUUUAAAUAUUGUUUACUGUAACCCAGUUGUAUAUGAAUGCCCUUUAUAUUUAAAAAGAAAAUCUGCUGUCAUAUGUUGUCCCAUAAUGUUAAUACAAUAUUGUAUCUCUUGUUUUUGUGUGUGUGAAAGACAUGGCCUAUGCCAUUGAUAGCCAUUCUGGAGAAUCUCAGCAUAGAAAUGUGUGAUUGGUAAAGAGUAUGUGGACAUUCUUUGACAUUGAAGUCUAUCAUUUAAACCUGCUUGAUGAAAGACUACCUAAAUGGCAGUGGGGGAGGGGGGUAUACAGCACCUCAGUAGACUAAAGAUACAAUAUCCUAACAUUUACAAGUUGAACUGGGCUACGCUAUGAGGGAGAUAGACUGAUGAAGCCAAAAGUAUGGUGGCCCUGCUGAGACAGAAAGGACUAAGUGGAAGGGAGUAGUGACUGGGGUGCAAGAGGGUUGGCUUUUUAACCCCGCUGAACUGUCCCUUACGGGUCUCCCAUUAGGUUCCAUUGGAAAAAUCGGGUCCGCCCAGAAGAGCCGCCUCCCCCACAGUGCGCCAACACAUCCCUGGCUCUGGCCCUGCUACCGUGGGGCCUGGCAGUCCCAUCAGGGGCCCCUGCGACUUGUCCUCCAAAAAGAAAAAGGGACUGCUCUCCAAAGGGAAGAAACUAUUGAAAAGACUUGGCGCUGUAAAAUAACCCCUUCAAAUACUUGAAGUAUAUUACCAACCACAUUCAUCUCCAACACUUCCAUUACUGUAAAUUCAGUCCUGUGAGAAGAAAAAAAGUGGUCAAAAUGUACAAAUCUGUUGUAUUCUAGAAACCAUAUUUUCUUAUUUAAAUUUCAGUAUGUAUUUUGAAUAUGGUUCAGGGACCUCAUAGUUUGACAUUUAGUGUCAUAAGCCAACCUCUGGUCAUUUAUGUUUUGCUAUCUGAAGCAGAAGACUGCAACACGAUGGAUGAUUUGAAAUAUUCUCUAUUUUGAAGGCCAAUAGGUACGUAGGUGUGUUUGAUGAUGCUGUAGACCACAAUGUUCCUCAGAGUAAGAGGAGUUUAUACCAGAGUCUCUUUUGGUCUGAGAUCAAAGGAUAGGGCUCAGAAUGGCCAGUCAACAUCAUACUUGAUAAUACUGCUGGUGGCUCACCUUAACCAAACCUUCACAUUGUAGUACCCAUAUUGAUGCAAGGAAAAGAGCAGUUUUAGGGUCAGGCAGCUGAGGUCAUUUGAACUGUAUAGGAGGUUUGCAUGUUUUACCUAAACCACAUCCAGAAUAAUAAUUCCCACCCAACCUUUGAAAGCACAUGCUAACUGAUGGCCUUUUCUAUCAGAACUCAAGGCUCAAUUUGCAUGCUUUGUCAGUGCAUUUUUAUGAUACCGUAUGAGCAAUAUUUGCUAAAUGAAUAGUAAAAAAAAAAUGUUUACUUAAAACAGAAUAUUCAAUACAAACCUAAUUGUCACAUUCGUACUCAGUUCAAUUCGAGCCCAGGUACACAUUUGACUAGUCACCACCUUAGCACCUGAAGUCACGAUAUGUGCUGUGGUAAAAUAUGCAAAAUCUCCAGAAAGACUUGAGUCAGAUUGGUCUGGAGAGAAUUUGAUAAGCAAGUAUCAAUUCUUAACAGCAAGUGUCAGUUCUUCAGGCACACUGAAAUAACUCUGGACAAGGACAUUAGAUAGGACAGGGUUUCAAGAUUCAGUAUAUUUUUGUUGUUCAAUUGUCAUGAAAUGCCUAGUUGAAACCAACCUCCAUGUAUUUGCCUUAUAAAUGCACAAUGGUUUGUAUUUUGUCCAGUGAGUGGAGCGUUAUGUCCUGUAUGCAUUCAAGUCAUUGAUUUACUUCUAAAAAUGAAAUGUAUUUGUAAAUUAUGUUGAUCAAGACUAGUGAUGUGCAGUUUAUUACUUGUAGGAAUUAUUUUUGGAGGACCAGCGCAUUAAAAUGACAUUCAAACAAAAUUCAAUACAAAAAAGUAAGGGGGAAUGUAAAUGUGUAUUUACGUUUUAAUGUUUCACACUAUUUUGGCACAAAAAGACAAAAAAAAUAAGGCACUUUAUUUUGUUCUUCAUGUUAUACAUGCAAUGUAUUUACAGCAUUCACAAUCCCAUUUUGACACAUUUGUGUACAAGACAAUGGAUGUGAAAGAAAUGCAAUUGAAGGCCAGUUUAAUUAACUGUUUCCAGGAUAAGUUGCAAUCAGCAGUUGGUAUUAUUUGUUUCAAACUAAGUUUUGUAGAGUACACUCCAAACUUGCAAUUCUCGGAAGCAGGAAAAUGUUUGACUUAUGACAGAGACUAGGUUUGAUUGAAUAACCAUCAGAUAAAAGCCCUAUAUCAAGUGUUGUUACAUAGAAAUUGUGAUUUCAACAAGACAAGUCUACCUCCAUAAUGACCCCUAUAAGUUCAACUAAUUUGACUACAGGUUCACAGAAGUCAACUCUCCAUUUCAUAUAUUUGCAAAGGGUAGAAGUACUGUAUUUGUGUCAGCACCCAACUAGCACAGAGUAGUGAAUGUAUGAUUAAUUGAAAGCCAAUGCAUUUUAUUUAUCAAAACUAUCCAUUAGGAGUAUGCAGAUGUCCAGCGUUCUCUGGUCUAGUUCAUAUGUGAAAUGAAACCUUCCAUCUGUUAACCCUUACACCAUUUUGUUAAUCAUUUCAUCCUUCCAUUCACUUUAUAUCACAGCUUUUUCUGGACUACACUACUUACAUGAGAUUUGAACUGAGACUGCCAAAAAAGAAUGUACGAAAAGCAUUCUGUACAACUUUUUGUACAAUUGUCGGUCAUUGCUUCUAUAUAUAUUGUUUUGACUGUUGCUCUUUUUGUACUUUGUCCAUUUGUAAAUUGUUUUUAAAUGUUUAUACUUGAUUUUCAGACUGCCUUUUUUGUACAUUAAAAUUUAUAAUCAAACAGUGCAAAGCUUUCCCCAUGGUGUCUUCAAAACCAUAAUGUUUUAAAAGUCUGCAAUUGUGUGCUAGCUUUAUGACAAAAAAUAUCAGCCUAUAUUGGUGGUUACAAAAUAUUGUGUGGGUGUGCAUGUGCAAAAAAAUUUAUCAAAUAAAUUUCAUAUUUUGUAA
Salmo salar (Atlantic salmon) is the source of this 10477-nucleotide messenger RNA. The record is from RefSeq and is a predicted model, not a curated record. NCBI's taxonomy places the organism in Eukaryota, Metazoa, Chordata, Actinopteri, Salmoniformes, Salmonidae.